GCAUAAAUGUGAAUAUCAAAUUCUAAUUAACCAAACAUAAGAUUACCAAGCAAGAUUUUAUGUGAUGAGCAUCAAAUUGUUGGAUUGUUUGUUCAAUUUUUGCACAAUCAUUAUAUUUGAUGUGGAUACAUGUCAUGCAUGCAAAUGAUAACCCAAUUUGGAGGGGAUGAAUUUUUGUUGGUUUGUCUUUAUGAAAAUCUAUCGUACAUGAGUUAUCUAGAAUAUUGUUCGUGUGCACUCUAAGAAGAUUAGUGAAAACUUCGAUCGGUGUACAGAUUCCCACGCUUUCUAAAGGACCUGACCUUUGAAGAAGUUGCUGUUUGUGUAUCUAUCUAUCAACAUAUACAUACAUUAGAUACAUGGGAAAGACAAUUCUGGUGUUUGGGUUCUCAGAGAUGGUGUCUGCAGAGGCAACCAAACAGUGCAUAGAAGAAUUUACAGGAAAGGGGAGCAUUUUCGCCUUGCAGAUGAAGAUGACGAAAGGAAUGAAUCCCAAACCUUUCGCCAUCGUCCAAUUCAAAACGGAUGAGAGCGCGGGACAGAUUCUGGAUUUGGCCAACCGACACCAAACGUUGUACUAUCGCGAAUCGUUGUUGACGGUUAAGGAACUGGAAACUCCCAUUGUGGAGCCAAGAAUUUACGCCCACGAAAUUGACACAACGCCCGUCUGCUUUGGGUGUAAAAUCGCCGAGGACAGGUUUUGUGUCCUGUGGAGAAAGCUUGAUGUCAGCGUCAAGUUCGGGAUUGGGUUUAAGUAUGUUUCCUUGUUCUUGUUCUAUCAUAAUGAUCAGUAUAAGCUUCAGCUCUCGUAUGAAGAUAUCUGGAGGGUCACGCAGCAUUUCCCCCGGGGGAAGAAUUCUAAGUUCCUCGUUAUACAAUUGUUUGCUGCUCCGAGGAUCUAUAAGAAGACUGAAGUUGAAGACUCCGUGAACACGUUCUAUCUGGAAGCUCCGGAAGAUCAAUGGGUAAGAACAACAGAUUUCACACAAAAUUGCAUCAUCGGACAAUCCACCGCCUUGUGUUUGCAGCUUCCAUGGAAUGCCUACCUUCCAAAUUUUGGCCACAGUUUCGCAAACUACAAUGAAGCUAAGAGUCCCUUCCAUCUCGACGAUGGUUCCUCCUUUUCUUCCAACUCGUCUCUGGUUCCGAUUGUGAAUCCUCCGAGCGGACUCGAUUUGCCGUUCAAAGUAGUGUUCAAGAUCUGCUCUCUGGUUCAGCACGGGUGCAUUCCGGGGCCGGCGCUGGACGAGAAGUUCUUCCAGUUGGUUGAUCCGAAGAAGUUUGAGAUUGAGCGAAUCGAGUAUGCGUUGGAGAGAAUGCAGAGUGUGAAGGAUUGCGAUUACGAUCCUGCAAAAUUGUUUACGCAGGAGUACAAGAGGUUUAAGCAGCAGCGGAAAAGGCCGGCGAGAAGCAUGGACGAAGGGAUUGCGUAUGUCCGACGCGUUUCUGUUACUCCGAUCAGAGUUUAUUUCUUCGGACCGGAGGCGAAUAUGUCCAACCGCGUCUUGCGCCAGUUCCGCGGCGAUAUUGAUCGCUUUCUCCGCGUCUCGUUCGUGGACGAGGAUUUGGAGAAAAUGCACUCGGUGGAUCUGUGCUCGCGCCAGUCGUCUUCCGCCGGCGACGUCUCCAGGACGGAGAUCUAUAACAGGAUUCUGACCACGCUUGAGAACGGGAUCGUGAUCGGAGACCGGAAGUUCGAGUUUCUGGCGUUUUCGUCCAGUCAAAUUAGGGAGAGCUCUGUUUGGAUGUUUGCUUCGAGAUCUGGGCUUACUGCCGCCGAUAUCCGAGAAUGGAUGGGAGAUUUUCGGAACAUAAAAAACGUCGCGAAAUACGCCGCCAGGCUCGGCCAAUCGUUUGGUUCUUCCAGAGAAACUUCCAGCGUCGAAAGCAACGACAUGGAACUCAUCCCCGACGUAGAGCUGCAGAACGACGACGGCACGAAAUACACCUUCUCCGACGGGAUCGGUAAGAUCUCCGCCGAAUUUGGCAAGAAAGUCGCCGAAAAAUGCGGCCUGAAAAAACCGCCGUCCGCUUAUCAAAUCCGUUACGGCGGUUUCAAAGGCGUCGUGGCCGUAGAUCCAACUUCAACCCGGAAACUGUCCCUGCGAAAGAGCAUGCUGAAAUACGAAUCCGGCAACACAAAGCUCGAUGUUCUGUCAUGGAGCAAAUACCAGCCGUGUUACCUGAACCGGCAAAUCAUCACUCUUCUGUCCACGCUAGGGAUCGGCGAUCAAGUGUUCGAGCGGAAGCAGAGGGAGGUUGUGAGCCAGCUGGACGAUAUGCUCACCGAUCCAAACAAGGCGCAGGAGUUUCUGGAGCUGAUGCCGCCGGGAGAGCACGCGAAUGUGCUCAUCGAGAUGCUCCGGUGCGGUUACAAGCCGAACGUGGAGCCGUUCCUGUCCUCGAUGUUGCAGACGAUCAGGGGAACGAGGUUGCAGGAGCUGAGGACGAAGACGAGGAUAUUUAUCCCCGACGGGAGGUCGAUGAUGGGGUGCCUCGAUGAAACGGGAACGCUGGAUUACGGUCAGGUGUUUAUUCAAUACUCCGGCGCCGGACGCCGACACCCUCAUCUCUCCGCCGUUUCUAGAUACAACUCCGACGGCAUCAUUUUGGGACCCGUUGUCGUCGCUAAAAACCCAUGCUAUCAUCCCGGCGAUGUCCGUGUUCUCAAAGCUGUUGAUGUCCGUGCUUUGCACCAUAUGGUUGAUUGCAUUGUUUUUCCCCAAAAGGGUAAUAGACCACAUCCAAAUGAAUGUUCUGGGAGUGAUUUGGAUGGUGACAUUUACUUUGUUUGUUGGGACCCUGACCUUAUUCCAAAGAGGAUUGUAUCACCCACGGAUUAUACACCGCCUUCUGUAAUAACAUUGGACCAUGAUGUUACUAUUCAGGAAAUCCAGAAGUAUUUUGCAGACUACAUUCUAAACGACAAUUUAGGAGUAAUUUCGACGGCCCAUGUCGUGUUUGCCGACAAAGAACCGGACAUGGCUCUGAGUGAGCCCUGUUUAGAACUGGCUCGCAUAUUCUCAAUCGCAGUUGACUUCCCCAAGACAGGCGUUCCGGCCGAGAUACCGUUCAACCUGCGCGUGAAGGAGUAUCCGGAUUUCUUGGAAAAGCCCGGGAGGGCCUCCUACGAAUCCCAGCGAGUUAUUGGCAAGCUGUUCCGGCAGGUGAAGGACAUCUCCGCCAACUGGAGCUUCAUCAGCCCUUUCACCUUGAAAGCGGCCAAGAAAUGCUACGAUCCCGCCAUGGAAGUCGACGGCUUCAAAGAUCAUAUCCAGGAAGCGUUUGAUUACAAAACCAGGUUUGACGAGAAGCUGGUAAGUCUGAUGGAUUACUAUGGCAUAAAAACGGAGGCGGAGCUACUGACGGGGCGGGUCAUUGAUCCGGCGGCGAGGUUAUACGACCGGAGAAGGGACGGCGAGGCGGUGAUUUUGGCGGUGAAGUCGCUGAGGAAGGAGGCACGGUCGUGGUUCUACGAUCAGAGAGGCGGGGCGAGAGGUGAAUCGAACGAAUUGAGGAAGAAGCAGAGGGCGUCCGCAUGGUACCAUGUGACGUAUCACCAUUCUUUCUGGGGGCGGUACAGGGAAGGGAGGAAUCAUGAACACUUCAUCAGCUUCCCAUGGUGUGUUUAUGAGGUUCUGAUUAAGAUAAAGAAGGAAUACACGGGCAGUAUAUGGGAUACCCUGAAUUUUACUUCAAUCGAAUGGCUGUGUAAUAUCUUCUGAUCUGAUCUGCAUGUAAUAGCUAACCGUGUAUAUAUUCAUGCAUGCAGCUUUAUGUAAUUAUCCAAAGGACAACAUUGUAAUAUAUUUAAUUUGGAUGUAAUUGUAAUUAAUUCUCAUUUAUUGUCCCAUCAACGUAUUUAAGUAUGGUGUUCUAUCAAAUUAGGUGUGUCGUAACAUAGUCAUUACGAUUUCUGUUGUC
Molecule: messenger RNA, 3924 nt
Organism: Ipomoea nil (Japanese morning glory)
Lineage: Eukaryota; Viridiplantae; Streptophyta; Magnoliopsida; Solanales; Convolvulaceae
Product: probable RNA-dependent RNA polymerase 1
Exons: 6
Coding region: 360-3725 (1121 amino acids)
Biological process (GO): siRNA processing
Cellular component (GO): nuclear RNA-directed RNA polymerase complex
Molecular function (GO): RNA-directed RNA polymerase activity
Source: RefSeq, a predicted model, not a curated record